Molecule: messenger RNA, 1007 nt
Organism: Micropterus salmoides (largemouth bass)
Lineage: Eukaryota; Metazoa; Chordata; Actinopteri; Centrarchiformes; Centrarchidae
Gene: lsm7
Product: LSM7 homolog, U6 small nuclear RNA and mRNA degradation associated
Biological process (GO): nuclear-transcribed mRNA catabolic process; mRNA splicing, via spliceosome
Cellular component (GO): Lsm1-7-Pat1 complex; U2-type prespliceosome; spliceosomal tri-snRNP complex
Molecular function (GO): RNA binding
Source: RefSeq, a predicted model, not a curated record
GAUCCAGAUGACCAGCUGAAGCUGACAGAAGACACCAGGCAGCUGGGGCUGGUGGUCUGUAGAGGAACCUCUGUAGUUCUAAUCUGUCCUCAGGACGGUAUGGAGGCCAUACCAAACCCGUUCAUACAGCAACAGGAUGGCUAACACAGUCUGUCACUCACUGAGUCACAGUCUCACACACACAAAUACAACCAUGCACCCGCUUGUAUAUUUUGUUUAGUUAUUUUUUUCUUGUUUUAAUUUUUCAAAAAACAGUAACCAUGUGUAAAACAAAGCAGAUUUCUGUUGUUAAAAUUCAUAAGUUGAUCAGCAAAAGGACAUUUGAAAGCACCUCACUGUGACGUGCAAGUUAGCAAAGAUUUGAGUUGUAAAGAGCCCACAAGCUUUGGGAAGUGUUAACAGUACCAUUUUCUUUUUAUCCAGAAUAAGUAAACCUUUUACAGUUCUAUGUUGUUUUUGAUAAUAAAAUGAAAAUGUAUGUUGAGUGUUGGGAAUUUUGUUCUUCCUUGUUCUUGUACAUGUUUGUUGUAUGCCAGAACUAGAUCAACUAGAUGUGAUUCAAGGAACCCUAAAAGUUGCAGCAAUUUAAUGAACUUUGAGCUGCUGAUUUCUGUGUGGCUCAGCGGGCUUCAUUUAAGCAGCCUUUUCCAGUAGGUUAUUAUAUCUGAUUCAGCAGUCUGUCCACUGACCACUGGUAUUUUGUAUAGUUACUGUCACUUGUGUUUUUUUUUUGUUGUUGUUGUUUUGUUUUUUCUGGGUAAAUAAAGGCUGAAAUAUAGAAAAUACACCUGAGCUAGUUUCAGCUCAUUUACACCUGCUGUCCUUGAAGAAUCACACAAGCUGGGUGCCCCUGAAGUUCCCCUGGCAUCAUGUAUCAAGGAGUCUCUACGCCAGCGGCUUGGGUUCGAGUCUAGCCCGGGCUGAUUCCUGCAUGUCAUCGUGCUGUUUCUCCUGUCUGUCUACUAUCUGUCAGAUAAAAAGCCCCAAAAAUAAACUUUAAAAAACAG